Messenger RNA from Entamoeba invadens IP1, 1440 nucleotides. RefSeq lists its product as hypothetical. The transcript is spliced from 2 exons. Lineage: Eukaryota; Evosea; Mastigamoebida; Endamoebidae. The record is from RefSeq and is a predicted model, not a curated record. Bases 1 to 1440 code for a protein of 479 amino acids.
AUGACAGAUGACCAAGAGAGUUUGCACGUUUCCGUCGAGAGUUUAAGGCCAAGUCUCUUUGAGGGAUGGGCUAAAAAACAGGGUGGAGCUGUCAAGACGUGGAAAAAGAGAUGGUUUGUGUUGAAAGAGAAUAGGUUGUGGUACUUUGCGUCCAAAACAGCAACUUCUGCAAAAGGGUUUAUAGAGUUACUUCCAGGAACGGAGACUCGAGAUGUCACUGAGAAUAAAAAGUUCAUGUUUUCGAUCAACUCGAGGAAUUUAAAAGGUCCACGCGUUUUUUUCAUCGUCACUGAAAAUUCGGUCGACCACGAGUCCUUUUUUGACGCCGUUCGUAAAGUCCUUGUGAAAAGCUCACCACCAAAACCUGUUGCGGCACAAAGCAAUACCGAAAUUUCUGCUCCUAAACCAGUCCAAAGUUCAACACUCGUCACACAAGCACCAGCACCAACACAAAAUAUGGCAACACAACAACCAAGUACAUCAGCUGUGUCAAUUCAAGGCGCGUUACAAGCAAAGUGCGACGGAAGAAAAAAUAUUGCGAAAGUUAAGGCUAAGAUCCCAUGGCUUCAGGCAGAAGGAGAGAACGUUGUCGAGUUUUGGAAAUAUUGGAUGGACUCGACCCCUCAACCAGACGCACUUGAACCAGGACAAUCGAUUCAAUAUAUGCUUGUUGUGUCGGGAAACACCGACAAAUUGUCGUGGCGUGUGUAUGGUCCACAAGGCGCAUUGAUUCAAAGUAUGGUCGACUUCUUCUGGAAUGUUGGUGCGCCAGACGAAGAGAUCGACCACUUAAAUAACUUGGGGUGCCAAAUAAACCCUAGCGAAAUUGGGUCGUGGAUUGACAUGAGUGUGAUGAAUGGAAUGGAUGGAGGGUGGUUCUUCAAAGGUGAGUUGUCGUGUGAUAUCAUUCGAGACACGGCUGACAAAUGUGAGCAUUCUGAAAAAUUGAUCAAUUGGGCGAAGGAACAAGGCCUCAGUUAUAUGUGUCAAAUGGGAAGAGAUAUGGGUGCUACACCACCACGUCAAUCAGAGUUCAGAUUCAAAUUGGACGGUACUGUUGUGAUUCGGAUGGAAAAGAUCAACUCGGCGUUCUCAACAUUUGGAUUUCCACCUAUUGCGACAAACAUAUCAGAUAUUUUAAGUAAUCUCCCACCCGUCUACACAUACUUCUACUUGUGUGUCAUCGUCUCAAGCGAUGGCUUUGUAAAAAUCAGUGUGUUGGUGCCAUCACCGAAGCAAGACUUGAUCGACCAAUUUUUGGGAAGCAUGGGUGACGUUAAAGAUACCCAUAUUGCUCUUCAUAACGACAUUAUGAGUACACUUGGAACAACACCGUUGUUUGUCGAGUAUACAUUCUUGAACCAAGGGUAUGGGUAUGAGGUCUACAAGGAGGGAGCAGACGUACUUGUUCACUACAACCUCGGCACGGAGUCAAGAUAA